Molecule: messenger RNA, 2071 nt
Organism: Pyricularia grisea
Lineage: Eukaryota; Fungi; Ascomycota; Sordariomycetes; Magnaporthales; Pyriculariaceae
Exons: 3
Coding region: 442-1422 (326 amino acids)
Biological process (GO): protein dephosphorylation
Cellular component (GO): cytoplasm
Molecular function (GO): phosphatase activity; inositol diphosphate tetrakisphosphate diphosphatase activity
Source: RefSeq, a predicted model, not a curated record
ACGAACAAAAAACAUCACCAGGGGAAAAUAAAGCCUUUGUUAUCCUGCUUGACUUGCAAUCGACCUCGAACUCUUUGGCACUCGCAUGAGCCACACAAUAUCAAAACUUCUGGGCGCUCCGGCUGCGUUCGACGGUUCCCGUCUCCUUCCACCAUCAUCUCCGACUACCACGCACAAACGAAAAUGAUGUUGGACUGUCGUUGUACUGCCUUCAAGACCAUCAACGGUGCUCUUUGAGCGGCGUCUGGUCCUGCCGGCACAUACCUCUUGACGGGGGCACAUUUAUUGAUCGAAACCUCUUACGAUUCUCGACCCGACUUGACUAUUCAAAUCUUUGACGACUGCUGUUCAUUUCCGUCCAACCCGUCCCUUGUCGACUCUGGCCUUUCCCCGAUCUCACAUCAAUCAUCCGCAACCAAUCGACCACCUCCAGCCUCUGUGAUGUACAGCGAUUGUAACUCACACGAUACUCAGAUGGAGCGAACUAUGAUUUCAAGACGAAGUGCUCGAUCAUCUAUUGAACCCGGCGAGGAGGCAAAGCCGGACUUUGAGUCUCAGACUCAGUCCAAAAGGAAUUCAAUCAUGGAAAUAGAAACCACGCAGGAGUUCGAGGACUGCGUUGCGUCUACGACAAGCAUUCAGAGUGGCUGUAAGCUGCAAAAGUCGCAGUCUAUGCCUGCUCUCUAUGCUUCCCCCUAUGUUUGGCUUGACCCUAUGGAGCCAAGCUCCUGGGGCAAAGACGGUUACCUUAAAGUCAUGACUGGAACCGGCAACGCACUGAAGGGGACGGAUUUUCUACAGCAACUUGAGGCCGGGCUACCUGGUGAUUCGCAAAAGUCGUCAAGACCUGUGAAUUUUGGCAUGAUCGUCCCAGGCGUCUAUCGGUCUGGUUAUCCCCAGCAGGAGCACCAUGCGUUUAUGAAGGAUCUCAAACUCAAGACUGUCGUAACUCUGGUUGAAAAGGAACCGCCGGAGGGCUUCAAGCCAUUCCUCACAAGCAACAACAUCAAACACCAUAUCAUCGCCAUGAAGGGCACCAAGAAAGAGACAAUUUCGUUGGAAACUAUGCAGGGCAUUUUAAAUGUUGUGCUCAACCCCAAGAACCAUCCUCUGUUGGUUCAUUGUAACCACGGCAAACACCGCACUGGAUGUGUUGCAGGCGUGGUCCGCAAAGUCACUGGGUGGGAAACGGACGCCAUCAUUGACGAAUAUCGCAAGUUUGCCGAUCCCAAGGAACGUGAAUGUGAUAUCGACUACAUCACCAUGUUCGACAUUGCCGACGCCAAGCUUUCCAGCAUAUUUACUCGAAAACCUCUCUAUGCACAGGUUGGCCCAGUUGGUAUGGUUAUGCUGACCAUCCUCGUCGUUGCUCUGUUCACUCUUAGCAUGAUCAAGGAGGACGUGGCCAACGAUUGGUCGUAGAUCUUUUUGUCCAGAGGAUCUGCAUAAUCGCUUUCAUCAACAUGACAUCGAUAACAACGCCCUACAUCUAGCCGAAUUGCUGCCGGCGCUUAGCCUUCUUUGGUUGCUAUCUGAUACGGGGCGCCCAAGCAGGGGUUAAAUGACCCCAUCAAUCAGUUGGGUCACGUUUGACUGCGAAUAUUCGGUAACAUUUCCGAUAAAAGUUAUGGCAUGUUGCGUUAGAUUCUUGGAUGAUACCAGGAAGCCGCGCUCAUGCAGGCAGCAUCUGCUCUUUGUUGUUUUCUUUUCCUUUGUUUAUCCCGUCACUUGUUUACUAGAUGAUAUAGCGGGGACCAUCAAGUGCUGAGACGUCUCCCGGAGUUUGGUAUAAGAGCUGGUGGUUCGUGUCCCGCUCGUUUGUUUCUUUCUGCAUCGGAGAAAUCACUACUCUCAAGUUUCUUUUGUCUUUUUAUGUGCUCUGGAGAAAAAAAUGGCGAUCUGUGAGCUCGAUAGGACCGCAAGGUUUAUCAUCGCCCGCUUGUUUCCCUCCGCUGGUUUGCCUAUUGCGGACGCCGGAAAUCGGUUUGAGUUGUAUCAAAUAUUAAUUAUUCACCGUCACAAAACAUGGCGCGUUAGGAAAAAAUUCCUUGGCAUCAAUGCAAAUACCAGA